CAUAUUUAUGAUCCGUGCGUGGAUUUUCCACAAAGCGCAUGGGAAAACCCAAAGAAAUUCUAUCGCAACGGUAUGUACUUUCGAUUUGUGCAUUACAAAUUCAUCCAAAUGCCAUCCAAAUAAAAAAGCAGCACGCAAAAAAUUGAACAACACGUGAGAUCCGAAAUUAUCAAAUCGUUGAUGGAUUCACCGAUACAUUCAAUCGUCGUCGAAAAACAGCAGUUCAAAAAACUUCGUAAAUAAAGUAACUGUUGGGUAAUUAGCUUUUCAAUUUAUUGGUGAAAACUUAAAAAAACCCCUUUCAAAGUUUCAUUAGUGUUCUGUUAUCGAGCACAUGAUUGACAUUUUUUUUUUCUAUGAUCCACUUAACCUAUUCGUGAGAUGUCCAACCUUAAAAUUCGUUUUUAAAUUCAAUUAAGUUUAGUCGCAUCGUUUGCCAAAUUUCCGUUAACAUGUUAUUCCAAGAAGUCGAAGAGUUAUUGAAGGGUUACCUACCCUAUUAUAUUUUGAUAUUUCUGCCCAUAUUUAUAAUAAUUUCGCCCGCAAGCCCCGUUUCUGCAACACACGAGUUCCCUGUCCAUAGAAUGCAACAUUACGAUCUGCACGGGGUGCCGUAUGGAAGCAGAGCAGCGGCUGUUAAUUUUGAGGCGCGGGCCGCAACAACUUGGACCUCGUCGAGGCAUUGUGUGGUCGCAAAACUAUUGGACAUUUCAGUUGAGAUGUUUAGAAAUAUAAGAUCUAAAGCAGGUGCCCUAGUUUUAGUGCUGCCUCAAAAUAUUACGAAAUUAUCUCAGGAUGAAAAACAGCAACUCCUGCAUUUGGAGUAUAAAAUGCUUCACGAACAAGAGACGCCUAUACCCGUAUAUUUCGUUCCGUGGAAUCAAAAAAUUGAAGAAGUAGUUGACGAGUUAGCGUCUAUCGAUACAAGCGACACGAAAAAAACAGCAGCUGAAGCAUUAAUCACCACUGUAGCUGCAAACGGAUACCAAGUUGUUAUAACUGCUGGUAACUCGAACCCCAAAAGUGACGUGAAGAUCGCUAGCUUCCAUGGACACUUGCCUGGCUAUAGACCGGAGGGCAAAGUGCCGACCAUCGCAAUAGUAACACAUUACGAUAGUUUCGGAGUAGCUCCUGACCUCUCCUUUGGAGCCGAUUCCAAUAGUUCUGGAGUGAUCAUUAUGCUAGAGCUGAUGAGAUUGUUUUCCGCUCUAUAUGCCGACCAAAAGACUAGAGGAAAGUUCAACAUCCUGUUCGUAUUAACGGGAGGAGGCAAAAUUAAUUUCCAAGGGACGAAAAAGUGGUUAGAAGAUCAGCUGGAUUCUACAGAGAUUUCAGUAAUCCAGGAUACCGCGUAUGUAUUAUGUCUCGACACUUUAGCAACGGCAGAUACAAUUUACAUGCACGUCUCGAAACCUCCCAAGGAGGGUACUCCCUCGUCUUUGUUCUUUAAAAACUUAAAGUCUGCUGCGGAGAGAGGCGAGGAGGUCAGCGUGGAGGGGGUACAUAAAAAAAUCAAUUUGGCCGAUGAUAUUUUGGCGUGGGAACACGAAAGGUUUAGUAUAAGGAGGUUGCCCGCUUUUACGCUAUCUUCCCUGAAGAAUCACAAGGAUUCGUGGAAGUCCACAAUAUUAGAUACCAAAGAAGUACUAGACAUGGACCAAUUAGUGAAGAAUACCAAAGUUAUUGCAGACGCGAUAGGGAAUUAUGUAUAUAAUUUCACCGAGGGGAGUGUAUUCGGAGGCAAUUUUGAUGUGAGUAAAGACUUUAUGGAAGCAUGGCUCGAAUAUUUAUCUAGUCGACCUCGAUCGACUCAACUAUUAUCCUCGAAAUCCAACGCGUUGCUGACUUCAUUGCAGCAAAGCUUCAACGCGCAUUUAAGCGACGUAAAAGUGACAUACUCGAUUCCAGAUAAAAGAGAUCCGGACUACCAAUUUUACGGAUCAACUCAGGGAGUCAUGAAUAUAUACAGUGUUAAACCAGCAAUAUUUGAUCUCGUCCUGAGCAUAGUGAUAGCUCUGUACCUCGGACUAGUCUAUUUAGCAAUAGAAAAUUUUCCUUACUUCUACAUCUAUGUGUGUGGACUAGCAGCCAAGAAGAAAAAUAAAUCUAAUUGACAAAACCUGCAUUACCUUCAGCAAUAUUUCAUUUA
Cylas formicarius (sweet potato weevil) is the source of this 2149-nucleotide messenger RNA. RefSeq names its product BOS complex subunit NCLN. Gene Ontology annotation, biological process: regulation of signal transduction. The transcript is spliced from 7 exons. Gene Ontology annotation, cellular component: endoplasmic reticulum membrane. The coding region runs from base 453 to 2114 and encodes 553 amino acids. NCBI's taxonomy places the organism in Eukaryota, Metazoa, Arthropoda, Insecta, Coleoptera, Brentidae. The record is from RefSeq and is a predicted model, not a curated record.